CUAAAAAUGACAGUAAUUUAUGUUCAAAUCGAAAUCAAAUAGUUUCAAAAUUUUGCAAUAGCCAAACCAUCCAUCACAAUAAUGUUUUAAAAUAAUAUCACAGCAAACACAAAAAAACAGACAUAAUGGAAGAGUUUUUAGAAAAAAUAAAAAAGAAGCUAUCUGUUGACAACAUUCUCGAUUUUAUGAAAGAUGGAAAACUUAAGGAAGAGAUAAAGCAAAGUUUAACGGCUACCAUAAAUUUAAAUGAGAAACCUAAGCAAGAAGAGGUGAGGUCUGCGGAUAUAUCUAAGAAUAUGAUGGAUCCUAAAAAUCAAAUCACUGUGGAAAAUAUACAGCACAAGACAAAUGAAGAUCAAACACCGGUCAAUUUAAGUGAGCCCCUUAAUUUGGCAGACGAAAAUGAGAUACAGGAAAAAGCUUCGGGAACUAAUUUACAAGCAGCAAUUAUCGAGUUAAAUGAAACAAUUAAUUUGCUAGACGUGAAAGAGAUAAAGAAAAAAGCUUCGAAACCAAAUUUGACAAGACCCGACACAACUGCAGAAUCAAGUCCUGGACAAAGAGAGUCAACUGCUACUGGUUCGAUAGAGGGCGCAUCAGAACCCGAUAAAAGUAAUAUCAAAGUGUUGCAAAAACCUCUAACAAUGCCGUCACAAACAGAGCAAGUGGAAUCGAAAACGCAGUUUGAUGACUUUUUUAAUUUGACGUAGAAUUGCAAUAUAAUAGAAAUAAACUGGAUAUGGAACAUU
Messenger RNA from Papilio xuthus (Asian swallowtail), 749 nucleotides. RefSeq lists its product as uncharacterized. NCBI's taxonomy places the organism in Eukaryota, Metazoa, Arthropoda, Insecta, Lepidoptera, Papilionidae. The transcript has 4 exons. Bases 126 to 710 code for a protein of 194 amino acids. The record is from RefSeq and is a predicted model, not a curated record.